Messenger RNA from Chenopodium quinoa (quinoa), 1150 nucleotides. RefSeq lists its product as uncharacterized. NCBI's taxonomy places the organism in Eukaryota, Viridiplantae, Streptophyta, Magnoliopsida, Caryophyllales, Amaranthaceae. The record is from RefSeq and is a predicted model, not a curated record. The annotation marks the transcript as partial. The transcript has 2 exons.
AGAAUCAUUCCAUUUUUUUGUUUUUCUAGUAACUGCUCCACCACUUAAUUAACAAAUCAUAAUAUAAAAGAAGCCCAUCAACAUUCAGCUCCAAGUUGCUAUGGAGUUUUUCAUCAAAACAAAAUUCAUUAGGCUCAGAAGCCAUCACAACAGGUACCUAGUAGCAGGGUCAGACGGUGAGUCAGUCAAGCAGAGCAAGCACGGGAACACUAAGCAGGCUUGUUGGAUUGUCGAGGUAGUCCAAGCCAAGCCCAACACUAUCCGCCUCCGGAGCUGCUAUGACAAGUUCCUGACCGCCUCAGAGGAGCCCUUCCUGUUGGGCUGGACAGGAAAGAAGGCACUGCAGACCGUGCAGACUGACAGCAAUCUGUCAGUACAAUGGCAGCCCAUAGGUGAAGAUUUUUAUGUCAAGCUACAAGCCCCAAUAACGGGGAAGUUCCUCAGGGCCAACGCAGGGACUCCACCUUGGAGGAACACGGUGACAGUGGAUGUACCCGAGAGGAAAGCCACACAGGAUUGGGUUCAAUGGGUUGUGGAUAUUCUAGAUGAUGAUGCAGCAAUUGGUAAUAUUGAUCGAUGUUAUUGGCCAAGGAAUUCCAAGACAUUAUCCCAUACUAAUAAGGCUAUCGAAUGUUAUAAGACUUCUUAUUCACUGGCUGAAAAUGCAACUCAGUUUAACAGUUCUGUAUCAUCUUUUGAGGACGAAAGUGAUCAUUCACGACAGUCAUCAGUUUCAUCAGGCUCAUCUACCUCUUCUGCUUCUGUUGUGGGUGCUUACAAGAGUAGUACUGGAAUGGAGCUAUUCCAGAAUGCAAAAACAGUCCGACUACGAAGCCACAACGACAAGUACUUGAUCGCCGAAGACGACGGCGAGUCCGUCUGCCAAGACCGUCACGGGGGAUCAAAGUACGCACGAUGGACCGUCGAGUACGUAAAGUCCGUAGAAAGUGUUGAUCUUGUAAGAUUCAAAGGCUGUUACAAUAAAUAUUUAACAGCAACAGACGACGAGUUUUUAUUAGGUGUUACGGGUAAGAAGGUAAAACAAACGUUACCAAGGCGGCUCGAUUCGUCUAUCGAAUGGGAGCCUAUGAGAGAUGGAAUGCAGGUUAAGUUAAAGACAAGGUACGGUAAUUUUUUAAGGGCCAAUGGC